AUGUCGAAUACAAGUGUGAUCACCCUGGACUCAACCGUGCCAGCCGCCGAAUCGUCGUCCGUCACCAUCAAAACCGAGGGGGAAAAUAAACCGGCCCUGUCUGAAUACAAUGCUUCUUCAACAUCGUCCUCGGAACUCGUCGCGGCCAUUUGUCGUGACGGAGGCGUCAUCGUCCGGAACUUUGCUUCCAACUCGACCCUUGGCGCCCUCGAGCAGGAGCUUCGACCUCACCUCGAAGCCGACGAAGGCUAUGAGGGCGAAUUCUUUUCCAAGGAAACCCGGAAAGCCCAAGGCCUUGCGGGCAGGUCACCAACCUUCUGCAAGGACAUUCUUGCCAACGAUCUGUGGCGCGGGGUCUACGAAACAUUUCUCACCACCACGACCAAAUCAUGGACUGGUGAUACGCUCCACGAAUGCGUUUCUCGCCCUCAGCUCAGUUCUUGUGCGGUGAUUGCUAUCCGUCCAGGCGGCAAAGCACAACCCCUCCACCGGGAUGAUAUGGUGCAUCAUGUGGACAAUCCAGCCAUCACAGCUGACCAAUAUCAAAUUGGAAGAGACACAAGCGUUGGUCUCUUCCUGGCGGGAACCAAGACUACAAGGAAAAACGGAGCCACGCGAUUCCAACCGGGAAGUCAUCUGCAGGCGACAAUAAAUCCGCCCAACGAGCAAGACUCGGUCUACGCAGAAUUGGAGGCGGGCGAUGCUUUCAUGAUGCUGGCGUCCUGCUACCAUGGCGGAUCUGCGAACAAGACUGCGGACGAGGAAAGAGUAGUUUAUAUUCACUUCAUGAUCAAGGGAUAUCUACGUCAGGAGGAGAAUCAAUACCUGGCGGUUCCGCGAGAGCAAUUGCUCCAAUACCCCGAAUUCGUCCAACGGAAAAUUGGCUACGAAAUCAGCGAGCCUUAUCUUGGCUGGGUGAAUUUGGCCGACCCGCUAAAGUUCGUAAAAGGGGAGGAGACGCAAAUGAGUGAUUUAUACUGA
Molecule: messenger RNA, 981 nt
Organism: Exophiala spinifera
Lineage: Eukaryota; Fungi; Ascomycota; Eurotiomycetes; Chaetothyriales; Herpotrichiellaceae
Exons: 2
Coding region: 1-981 (326 amino acids)
Source: RefSeq, a predicted model, not a curated record